This is a messenger RNA of Ahaetulla prasina, 493 nucleotides long. RefSeq names its product piercer of microtubule wall 2 (gene PIERCE2). Lineage: Eukaryota; Metazoa; Chordata; Lepidosauria; Squamata; Colubridae. Gene Ontology annotation, cellular component: axonemal microtubule. The transcript has a single exon. Gene Ontology annotation, biological process: axoneme assembly. The record is from RefSeq and is a predicted model, not a curated record. Bases 15 to 305 code for a protein of 96 amino acids.
UGCUGCCGGGCCGGAUGGCCUCUGGGGGAGAGCGGCCGCGGAGCGUCGGCGGCGCCAACCCGGGCAACCCCGUCUUCACGUGCCUGGCGAACGCGCGGGCGCUGGUGACGGGCACGCGCCUGAGCGCGGCGGUCCCGCUGCUCUACAAGACCACGGCGAGCGACUACGGCGCCCUGAGGCCGACCUCGGCCACGGCACCCUGCCGUUUCUGCCCACUGGAGAGCGCCUUCACCGCCCGCCUGGCCGCCGCCGGGCCACCGCAGCACAACGGGAUCAACGUGGGCGCCGACCACUCGCCGGUUUAGCCUCCCUCCCUCCCUCCCCGGCCCAUCCGCCCGGCCCAGCAGGGAAGAACAGCGCUGGAGAGGCGAAGGGAGAAGCAGCAGCAGCGGCGGCUUUAUUGGGCCCAGCAGGAGCCUCUUCCCCAGGAAAGCCCCGGAACGUCCUGAGAGUGAUGCUCCAGCCCAAGAGAAGAACAUCUGGUACCAAAAAA